Molecule: messenger RNA, 1677 nt
Organism: Penicillium griseofulvum
Lineage: Eukaryota; Fungi; Ascomycota; Eurotiomycetes; Eurotiales; Aspergillaceae
Product: fungal specific transcription factor domain-containing protein
Exons: 6
Coding region: 1-1677 (558 amino acids)
Biological process (GO): DNA-templated transcription
Molecular function (GO): zinc ion binding; DNA binding
Source: RefSeq, a predicted model, not a curated record
AUGAGGAGUGUCUCUAAUCCUCCCGAGUAUUCUCGGGGUCGGGAGGAAGAGCAGACUGGCGUUGAAAUCGCCACCAAAGUCCUUGGGAAAAACAACCAACCUGGCCAGGCGCCUUUCUAUACUGGUGAUUCGCCUGGAUUUGGUGCUGUCUUUGACAUAUGCACGCCAUCGGACCAGCCUCUAUCAAGGCAUAUCAUGCUCAAUUCCAAGACAUCCGUCUCACUAUCUCCUGAGGAUAAAGCAUACUUGCAGUACAAGGGAGUCUUCAAUAUGCCACGAAAGGAAACAUGCGAUGAACUUCUGCGGGCAUACUUUCAUCAUGUGCAUCCCAUUAUGCCUGUGAUUGACGGUACAACGCUUCCACGACUCUAUCCCAGUGGAGACGGUCAACCAUACAAUCUGAUCUUACUAUGGAGCAUUUUCUAUGCUGCAGCAAAUCAUCUUCCGGCCGAUACUUGGAAACUCGAGGGCUUUUCGUCCAUGAAAGCAAUGAAGGAAACUAUGUACUCUCGUGCAAAGUGCCUGCAUCAUAAUGGAGGUGAGACAGACGACACCGUUCUCCUUCAAUCAGCACUUCUCUUGGGAUUUUACCACUCCGAAGCUGAUACCUACACUCAACCGUGGUUUUGGCUUGGUAUUGCCAUUAGCCUUUGCCAGACAAUGGGUCUGCAUCGUUUCUCCGCUGCAGUCUGCGCCAAUUCACCAAUCAGCGAAGCACAACAGCGUCUCUGGCGCCGCCUUUGGUGGACAUGCUUCUUCCGAGACCGUUGGCUAAGUCUCACGAUGGGCCGUCCAUUAAGAAUCAACACGAACGACUGUAACACUGUACCACCAUCUGCAGAUGAUAUGCUGCGUGAUUUUACCGGAUUACCCGAAUCCAUAUCGGCAGCAUACGUCCCAAAGGACCUGCCGCAGCUAGCAGAUUAUUGGGUGACAAUAAUUCAACUCACUCAGCUAUUGGGAGAGACUCUCACCUUGUCCUACCAACCAUAUGGAACCAGUUCGUCUUUCCAACAAGUUGAAGCCCUUGAGCAAAAGAUUUUGCGUUUUCAACUUCCCGAGCACCAGGAGACGGGACAAAGUCCCCUUGCAACGUUUUACUUGUAUCAUUUACAGCUUCAUUACCAAGCAUUCAUAAUUACCUUCUACCGCCCUUUCAUCACAAAAGCCCCGGAAGGGCUCCCCGCAUCCCGUCAGGGAUCAUGGCAGGCCCACGUCCGAAGCCAGAUCAAUACAGCUGCAUUACAGACCAAUGCUAUCCUCGAUAAUCUAGCACACGAGAAGUUAUUAGGAUUCUCGGGUCCAAUGACACCACCGCUGUUAGUCCCAGCAAUGCACGUUCACCUCCUCAACUGUAAAUCUCCAGAUCCCGUUUCCCGACGUCUGGGUCUCAACAAGAUUGAGGUGUGCAUGAUAGUUUUGGAACAGAUGCAACACACCCACCCCUGCUCUUCUGUCUUCCGAGGUAUCUUUCUCGAAGCCAUCCGUUACAUUUUCCCAAAUUAUGUGGCUCAAACAGUUCUCCCUGAGUUGGCAUCUGAGUCUUCUCCACCGCAGGAUGUUUCCACCGAUGAUCCUAUGGCAGGAAUAACAAUCGAUGAAAAUGCCAUCGAUGCGCUAAUGGAUGAGGUAUCGAUUUUCAAUUUUUGGGAGUCCCUGAACAAUAUGCAAACUUAA